This is a messenger RNA of Panthera uncia (snow leopard), 2507 nucleotides long. It is a transcript of the gene SLC25A21, whose product is annotated as solute carrier family 25 member 21. Bases 83 to 982 code for a protein of 299 amino acids. The record is from RefSeq and is a predicted model, not a curated record. NCBI's taxonomy places the organism in Eukaryota, Metazoa, Chordata, Mammalia, Carnivora, Felidae. The transcript has 11 exons. Gene Ontology annotation, biological process: transmembrane transport.
GGAGAAGCUGUGCAGGUCGGUAGCGAGGCCGGCGAGCUCGCCCACUCAUCUCGGCCCACUCCGUCGUCCUGGGCUUUCGAAGAUGUCCGCCAAGCCCGAGGUCGGCUUCGUGAAAGAGGCUUCUCGCCAGAUCCUGGCCGGUGGUUCCGCUGGUCUUGUAGAAAUUUGCCUGAUGCACCCCCUCGACGUGGUGAAAACCAGGUUCCAGAUUCAGAGAUGUGCAACUGAUCCAAACAGUUAUAAAAGCUUGGGAGACAGUUUUCGAACAAUUUUCCGAAUAGAAGGGCUGUUCGGUUUUUACAAGGGAAUUCUGCCACCCAUCUUGGCUGAAACACCAAAAAGAGCAGUGAAGUUUUUCACCUUCGAGCAGUACAAGAAAUUGCUAGGAUAUGUGUCACUGUCACCAGCAUUGACAUUUGCCAUUGCUGGAUUAGGAUCUGGACUAACAGAAGCUAUCGUGGUUAACCCUUUUGAGGUAGUAAAGGUUGGCUUGCAAGCGAAUCGGAACAAAUUUACAGAGCAACCAUCCACUAUGAGUUAUGCAAGACACAUCAUUAAGAAGGAAGGCUUGGGACUCCAGGGCCUCAACAAAGGAUUUACAGCAACUUUGGGACGUCAUGGGGUUUUCAACAUGGUUUAUUUUGGCUUCUACUACAACGUCAAAAACAUUGUUCCUGUCAAUAAGGAUCCAACCUUGGAGUUUUUGAGAAAAUUUGGGAUUGGUCUUCUCUCGGGCACAAUAGCCUCAGUCAUUAACAUCCCUUUUGAUGUUGCCAAAAGUAGGAUUCAAGGGCCUCAGCCAGUUCCUGGAGAGAUCAAGUACAGAACCUGUUUUAAAACAAUGGCAACAGUCUACCAGGAAGAAGGGAUUUUAGCUUUGUACAAAGGCCUGCUUCCCAAGAUUAUGAGGCUUGGACCAGGUGGUGCAGUGAUGCUGCUGGUUUAUGAAUACACCUAUUCAUGGCUUCAAGAGAACUGGUAAUGCUAUUGCGGCCUGUGAGGGAGAGUACUGCCUGCAUGGAGGCCAUGAAAUUGAACCUUUAACCUCUCCCUGUGAAUGGGAUGGGAAAGGACCUCUGAAGAGUGCAUUUGCCAGUUUAAGAACAACACUUUUACCCCCUAAGAAACAAAGGAAAUAUGUCAACAUUAGCCAAUAAUAAUAACGUCUAAAAAUUAAACAAUCCCCAUCCCAUUUUCCUUCCCUUAUUUUUAAAAGUAGCUUUAAAUCAUAACUUGCUUUGAAUAGCAAGUUGUAUUCUAGCUUUCUGUUGUCUUUAAGUUACUCCAUGUGAAUUCACUGUUGCUAAGAAAAGACCUGAGGGGAAGAAGAGAAGGAAAAAAAAAAAUCUUGGUAUCAUUAAUAUUAGAUUUUUUAAAAAUACAAGAACCAGAAAAAAUUAUAAAUAGAAUAACAAGAGAUUUCUUAAUUUAGAUAAAUAUUUCAUUGUUUCAUACAAUUGAGUUUUUUAAAGACUCUUAAUAGCCACCUAAAAAUAUCUGAUAAAGGAUAAUUCUGUACCUUAUGUCAGUUUUUCUGGAUGGCAGGAGAGUCCCUGUACAGUAUGGUUUUAAAGUCUUCACCAAAAUAUUGGACUGGUAUCUUUGUUCCAUUCGGUUUAUAGUCUAUUUUCUUACCAGACUGGGAACUCCAGAUGUCAAUAGGAGUUUUACAAGAUCAAAGGAAGACUAUGGCCCUGAGAGUUCAUCUGCUCCUUCUGCUUAUUCUUCUCCUGAAGUUAUAAUCCUCUGUUUGUAGCACUGAAUUUCAGUUGCUUUAGAAAUAAAUGCAGUUCAAAGCCCUCUAAGAUAUCUGUAGUUGGAAAAAAAGCAGUUCUUUGAAUGUAACUUGUGUGUCAGAAAUCUGCUUACUGUUUAUAUGCUAGUGAUCUGAAAACCUAGUUCCUCUAGCCAUCUGAGUUUUUUAAAUGAAGCCAUGAAACCGAUGUGGCGGAACUGGGUUGCCAUGUGGACUGUGCACAGCACAGAGAGGAAGAAACCUAGAUCACCUAACCGAAUGCAUCUUUAACAUCCAUUAUCUAGUGAUGUGCCCUCUUAGUUAUUGCACAGAAUGCCAAAAAAAAAAAAAAACCCAAUAUAUUAAUUUUCCAAUAGAUGAAUUGUACCAAUGUUUUUAAAACAUAGUUUCAAGCCUAUAUCCCAAGCAUGAAGAACUUUCUAAACAGAAAAGAAAAAAUGUAGAAUUAUACCCAAGAAAAGCAAUUGUUUUAAAACACGACACGACACCACACACACACACACACACACACACACACACACACACACAUCACAGCUCUACUAUUAACAUUAAAGUGAAAACAGAAUUGGUCUAGAAAGACUUACUGGCUAAACUAGGUCCUUUAACUGCAGAAAUGAAUAAAGGGAAUUUUAAAAAAUUAAAUAGCAUCUGUAUUUCUAAUACCACCACCAGUUUACCUACAUGUGAAACAUGCUUCUGUACAACAAUGUAAACUUCACAGCAAGCCAUUUUUACAUUCACUAGAGCAGAA